UGUUCUUUCUACACGAAACAAGCAUAUAACAGUUACACGCUCUAAAAUAAUGAAAUAGAAUCACGUUAUUUUUUAAUUUUUUAGUUCUUUUUAAAAUUUCACUGGGAAUUCUUGAAUUAAUUUCCAAUCCAAGUUUCGAUCAACAGAUUCUCUCAGCUCGUGAUGGUGUGGGAUUCUAAUGUAAUGAGUAACAAGUAGUGUUAUAUAGGCUGCAGACAGAAGGGAAAGGAAUGGGUGGUUGUUGCUGCUGUUGCUCUUCUGGAGGAGUUGAAAUGAGUAGUGCACCAGCAUAUUAUUAUUACCCACAAGCCUCAGAUGAGCAUGUUCCUUUAUCAUAUCACAAUGUUGCUGCCUCUGCCCUCUCAACCGGGCUCCUGGUUAACACAAAUCUGGAGGUAUCUGUUCCUGAUGCUUAUAGACCUCCGCCUGCUCCAAUGCCAUUUGAUGCAGUUGUAGAACCUCCUCAGACUUCUUCAGUGAUCCAAGGAAUUCAUAACAGUAAGAGCAAUGAAACAUUGCAAACGACAAAUGUAAAUUGCAGUCAAGGAACAGUUGCUGUAAAUACUCAAGAGACUUCUAUAAAAUCCGAGAACACAAAGGAAGACUGCAAAGCACAAUCCAAUACAGAUAUUGAAUCCUUAAAGGGGCUAGAAGUUGAUAUUUCAAAACCAGUUAAAUCAAUUGUGUCCACAAAGGAGGAGGAGGAGGAUGUUUGUCCCACCUGUUUGGAAGAGUAUGAUGCAGAAAAUCCAAAAAUUAUCUCAAAAUGCGAGCAUCAUUUUCACCUUGCAUGUAUUCUUGAAUGGAUGGAAAGAAGUGACACAUGUCCUGUCUGUGAUAAGGAAAUGAUAUUCGACCUACUCACCGAUUAGUUUCCUUCUGCUUGAUGGACUCAGCUUUAGCUGCUUGAAGUUUGUUGUAAAGGUUACAACUUGCUAAACGCAUCAGAAUUUCAGUUUUUACUUUUUCCGUGUUUCAUCAUGUAUUUAGUGGCACUGCUGCAGAUUUGGCAAUAUUUUAGCUUCAAAUUCCUUUUUCUUCAUUUCCUUCUUAACAAAUGAAAAGAAAAGGAGAAAGAAAUGCAGAAAAAGUAAACAAAAACAGGUUUGGUACCAUUUUAAAAGUUAAUAUUCAUGGCCUAUGUGUUACCCUAAAUGUUUAGUUCAGGAUGUCAUUAGUUUCUACUCUCUGCCUUCACCAAUGAGUGAGUACCUGAAGAUGUAUAAAAUAGGGAACACAAUACUAUCAUGCUGGUUUGUAAUGCCUUCUUUGUCCAGAAAAUCCUGCUUAGUUGCCCAAAGCAGCACAUUAUCUC
This is a messenger RNA of Gossypium raimondii (Peruvian cotton), 1315 nucleotides long. RefSeq names its product probable E3 ubiquitin-protein ligase RHB1A. The record is from RefSeq and is a predicted model, not a curated record. The transcript has 5 exons. Gene Ontology annotation, molecular function: zinc ion binding; ubiquitin-protein transferase activity. Bases 231 to 872 code for a protein of 213 amino acids. NCBI's taxonomy places the organism in Eukaryota, Viridiplantae, Streptophyta, Magnoliopsida, Malvales, Malvaceae.